This is a messenger RNA of Drosophila persimilis, 537 nucleotides long. Its product is annotated as mediator of RNA polymerase II transcription subunit 22. The record is from RefSeq and is a predicted model, not a curated record. NCBI's taxonomy places the organism in Eukaryota, Metazoa, Arthropoda, Insecta, Diptera, Drosophilidae. The coding region runs from base 51 to 482 and encodes 143 amino acids. The transcript has a single exon. Gene Ontology annotation, biological process: regulation of transcription by RNA polymerase II. Gene Ontology annotation, cellular component: mediator complex. Gene Ontology annotation, molecular function: transcription coregulator activity.
GGCUGGCCGCAUUUUGUAAACAAACCAAAGUUUUUUUUAUUGCUGAUAUCAUGGCCAGCGGUUCUCGUAUUACCAUUCUGCCGCAGUCGAAGGAGGCCCUGCUCAAAUCUUACAAUGUGCGUCUCAAGGAGGACGUCCGCAGCAUGCUGGAGAAUUUCGAGGAGACUCUUAAGCUGGCACGAAGAGACAGUCACAGUCAGAUUUCACGAACGACGCAAUCUGAGCAGGACGCUCUUGAAAUGCAGAUACGCGCCUCCAAUAUGGUGCGGGCAGGAGAAUCCCUGAUGAAGCUAGUCGCCGAUCUCAAGCAGUAUCUGAUUCUGAACGACUUCCACUCCGUGAACGAAGCCAUUACGAACAAUUCUCAACUGUUCCGAUCCACGCAGAUUGAGUGCGACAAAAAACUCAUGAAGCUAAGGGACGAAAUGGCAAUGGACCUGUACGACCUGGAAGAGGAGUACUAUACGAGCAUAUUCAAGUAGACGUCAUUGAAACCUUAGUGUACGAUUUUUUAAAAUAAAUAAAAUUGUAAAACUA